Messenger RNA from Hevea brasiliensis (rubber tree), 2690 nucleotides. Its product is annotated as probable WRKY transcription factor 2. The coding region runs from base 280 to 2481 and encodes 733 amino acids. NCBI's taxonomy places the organism in Eukaryota, Viridiplantae, Streptophyta, Magnoliopsida, Malpighiales, Euphorbiaceae. Gene Ontology annotation, molecular function: sequence-specific DNA binding; DNA-binding transcription factor activity. The record is from RefSeq and is a predicted model, not a curated record. Gene Ontology annotation, biological process: regulation of DNA-templated transcription. The transcript is spliced from 5 exons.
CGCAUUUUGGUUACAGACUCGAACCGGACCGGGUCCUGCUUAUUCAUCCUGAAGCAAAACGGCUUUUUCUCUUUCUCUAUAACGGACAGUGUGUUCUUCUUCUUCUUCCUUGAGAAUCUCUUCCCUCAAACCUCAAUUUGCAGUCUCUCAUCUUCAAAUACAAGAAAAUGGGGUUAAAGCUUCCUUUUUCAUUAACAAGCUUCUAGCUUCUGUUUCUCUCUCUUUCCAAAUGACAGUCGCGUAACUCUUACACUUCCCUCUCUAAAUCUAACGCCGCCCAUGGACCCAAAUCCACCACCGCAACAACCACCCUCCAAAACCCUACUUUCCUCCUCCGUUGCUCGUAUUGACAACUUCACGAAAAGAAAUUGCACCAUCAGCUCCGACGAAGCAUCGGAGAAUGCUAUCAGAGGAAGCAUUGCCCAAAGAAGAGCAGCCAAAAAUGGGUUCAAAGCGGUGAGUAUUAAUACUGCGAGGUUUCGGACCACCAGCCCCUUGGCUUCGCCGGCUGCCGCGGGGAUUCGAUCACCUUGUAUAACUAUUCCGCCUGGGAUUAGCCCCACCGCUCUGCUCGAUUCGCCGAUUAUGUUGCCCAAUUCUCAGCCUUCUCCCACCACUGGAACUUUUCCGUUAGUGCAUCUCAAUUUUGAAAGUACAAUGCUGAAUACAGUGAUUCCUGCUGAUAUGGACAAGGGCAGUAAUGCUGGUUCUUUCAGCUUCAAGCCUCACAAGGAUCCUGGUCCUGUGCCAGAUUUUGCUACAUUGGAAAAUCAGGGAAAUAAUGUUGAUUACCAAGCAGUUGUAUCGAUGAGAACAUCAUCGGCUUUUGAAUUCCCAGUAGAGUUUCCUAAAGAAGCUACCACAGAAAGCUGUGCUGGAGAUUCAGCCCCUGAUAUGAAAAUCUCAAAUGGCAUGAUUGCAAAUUCCAACUUCAGUGAUGUGCAAAUGGGUCAUACUGAUGUGGCUAGCAAUCAAACCUCUAUUCAAAUGGAACCCAUCCCUGGGGAAAAUGUCGGGACCCACCAUGCUCAGGAAGAAGAGAAAAGGACAUUACCUGCAACAGGAGUUGGAAGGAAUUCAGAAGAUGGCUACAAUUGGAGAAAGUAUGGACAGAAGCAGGUGAAAGGUAGUGAAUAUCCAAGGAGCUACUAUAAGUGUACCCAUCCAAAUUGUGAGGUAAAGAAAAAAAUAGAGCAUUCCUAUGAUGGCCAAAUAAUGGAAAUCAUCUACAAAGGUGCCCAUAAUCACCCUAAACCUCAGCCUAAUUGCCGAGCACAAGUUGGAUCAGCUUCUUUAUUUGAUGAGAUGCCAGAGAUGGUUGAAGGCCGUGAAACCUGUAGCAAAGUUGAAGUUGGAUCUGUCUGGAAAAAUUCAAAGCCAGUGCCUAAGGAUGUUAAAGCCGGUUCUGAUUGGAAGGCUAAUGGUAUGGAAAGGACGUCUUCAACAUCUGUUGUAACUGAGCUUUCUGAUCUGCUAUCAGCCACCCAUGGAAAAUCUACGGGCACAUUUAAAUCAGCAGGAACUCCGGAGCUUUCUUCCACACUUGUUAGCAAUGAUGAUGAUGACGAUGAUGGGGCUACUCAGGGAAGCAUAUCACUUGGAGUUGAUGCUGACAUCGAGGAAUCUGAGUCCAAAAGAAGGAGGAUAGAAAGCUGCUUGGUAGAAACAAGUCUGGCAUCCAGAGCUGUCCGUGAACCAAGAGUAGUUGUCCAAAUAGAAAGUGAAAUUGACAUACUUGAUGAUGGGUACCGCUGGAGGAAGUAUGGUCAAAAAGUUGUAAAGGGGAAUCCAAAUCCUAGGAGCUAUUACAAAUGUACAACUGCUGGAUGUUCAGUGAGGAAACAUGUGGAGAGGGCCUCCCACAAUCUGAAAUAUGUAAUUACAACAUAUGAGGGGAAACACAAUCAUGAAGUGCCAGCAGCCAGAAACAGCAAUACUGCUACCAAUACGCAGCCACCUUUGGCAUCAGCCGGAAACACCAACAGGCCAAAACCUGAGACACAAAUUCAAGAUUUUGGACCUGGUUUUGAUAGAAAACCAGUUUUUGACAAUGAUUAUUUGAGACACAGUUUUGGUGGAAGUUUCUGUAAUGAAAUGAAGCUUGGAGCUUCCUCCAUUUAUCCGCUGAAGUACCCAACCUUUCAACACACGAUGCCUUAUGGUUCUUUUGAGAUCAACUGCGGUGCCACCCAUCACUCUGGCUCUAUCGCUUCAUUUGUUCCAGAUUUUCCAAUUUCACUGCCAUCAAGUGUUCAUGCAUCUGCGAAUCUUUCUCUGGCUGGUGUCGAUUUUAAUUAUAAUAGAAAGCCAAUUGGUGAGAGUCAACCUUUGCUCUCGAGGCAGCAGUUGGUGAAGCCCAAAUUAGAGCAAAGGGAUGAUAAUCUUUAUGAUGCUGGGCAGUCCAGCAUUGAUCAUGUAAAUGCAUCUCGAUCAUCAUCAUCAGUAGUAUAUCAACGCAUCAUGGAAAACUUUCCAUCAUAGUCUUGCUUCUCAUAAAGUAGGGUCACAAGGGUUAAAAAGAAAAAAAGAAAAGAAAGGAAGACUCUGUUUGCCUUCAGUGAUUAAAGGUUUUUCUGUUUCAGUUCUGUUCUUAUGGUAAAUUUAUUUCUCAUUUCUACAGUAGUGCACUUUAUCUUAUAGAAAAAUGUAUACAGAUAUUUGUAUUAUUUUAUAUAGUUUCAAUUUUAUAA